Molecule: messenger RNA, 4310 nt
Organism: Pristis pectinata (smalltooth sawfish)
Lineage: Eukaryota; Metazoa; Chordata; Chondrichthyes; Rhinopristiformes; Pristidae
Product: ATP-dependent 6-phosphofructokinase, liver type-like
Exons: 22
Coding region: 107-2449 (780 amino acids)
Biological process (GO): fructose 6-phosphate metabolic process; fructose 1,6-bisphosphate metabolic process; canonical glycolysis
Cellular component (GO): cytoplasm; 6-phosphofructokinase complex; membrane
Molecular function (GO): ATP binding; 6-phosphofructokinase activity; fructose-6-phosphate binding
Source: RefSeq, a predicted model, not a curated record
GCGCCCGGAGGGGAGGGGAAAAGGGGGCGAAUAAGGAGGAGGCGGAUUCGUGUAGUUGGGACUAAGGAGAAGGCGUGCAAGGGGCAGGUACCGCGGACAUCACAUCAUGGCUCAGCUAGACAUGGAGCAGCUGCGGAGCAGGGGCGCCGGCAAGUCCAUCGCCGUGCUGACCAGCGGGGGAGACGCGCAAGGUAUGAAUGCUGCUGUGCGUGCAGUGGUACGGAUGGGGAUCUAUGUGGGAGCUGAUGUUUAUUUUGUGUAUGAGGGUUAUGAAGGGCUUGUUGGUGGCGAGGAGUACUUGAAGUUGGCAGAAUGGGACAGUGUUUCCAAUAUCAUCCAACUCGGUGGAACUAUCAUUGGAAGUGCCCGGUGCAAGAGUUUCCGCACCCGUGAGGGACGCCUGGCGGCAGCUUACAACCUGGUCCAGCAUGGCAUCAACAACCUGUGCGUGAUUGGAGGUGACGGCAGUCUAACUGGGGCCAAUAUCUUCCGGACAGAGUGGAGUGACCUGCUGGCUACUCUUGUUCAAGAGGGUAAAAUCACUGAAGAUGUUUCCCAACAGUAUUCCCACCUGAACAUUGUUGGGAUGGUGGGAUCAAUUGACAAUGACUUCUGUGGGACAGACAUGACUAUUGGUACAGACUCUGCCCUGCAUAGGAUCAUGGAGGUGAUUGAUGCCAUAACCACCACAGCACAGAGUCACCAGCGAACCUUUGUACUUGAAGUCAUGGGCAGGCAUUGUGGAUACCUUGCACUGGUGUCUGCAUUGGCUUCUGGUGCAGACUGGCUCUUCAUCCCAGAGGCCCCUCCAGAGGAUGGCUGGGAAGAACUCAUGUGUAAGAGACUUGGAGAGAGUCGCAGCAGAGGCUCAAGACUGAACAUCAUCAUCCUUGCAGAGGGAGCAAUUGAUCGGCAUGGAAAUCCCAUCAGCUCCAACUAUGUAAAAGAUCUUGUUUCAAAGUGCCUCGGAUUUGACACACGGGUCACUGUCCUGGGACAUGUCCAGAGAGGGGGGACACCUUCUGCGUUUGAUCGAAUUCUGAGCAGCAAGAUGGGCAUGGAGGCUGUACUCACACUGCUGGAUGCCUCGCCAGAGACUUCGUCUUGUGUCGUCAGCCUUAGCGGUAACCAAGCCCUGCGGCUGCCGCUGAUGGAGUGUGUGAUGCUGACCAAGGAUGUUCAGAAAGCAAUGGAUGAAAGGAGAUUUGAUGAAGCCAUCACACUUCGUGGCAGGAGCUUUGAGAAUAACUGGAAUAUCUACAAGCUGCUGGCUCACCAGAAGCCUUCUGUGACUAAGAGUAAUUUCAAUCUGGCCAUCAUGAAUAUCGGAGCUCCAGCAGCAGGGAUGAAUGCAGCCGUGCGUUCCGCAGUCCGAGUUGGGCUGUCGGCGGGGCACGUAGUCUACACCAUUAGCGAUGGGCUGGAAGGUUUUUCCAUGGGGCAGAUUAAGGAAAUGAGUUGGCGUGAUGUUGGAGGCUGGACAGGACAAGGCGGGUCGCUGCUGGGCACUAAACGAACACUCCCUGAAAAGUGCAUGGAAAAACUUGUGCAACAAAUACGCAGCCACAGCAUCCAUGCUCUCCUGAUCAUUGGUGGGUUUGAGGCCUUUGUGGCAGCCCUGCAGCUGACCGAGGGGCGGGAACACUACGAGGAGCUCUGCAUCCCCAUCUGCGUCAUCCCCGCUACCAUCAGCAACAACGUGCCGGGAACCGACUUCAGUCUGGGCUGCGACACCGCCGUCAACGCAGCCAUGGAGACCUGUGACCGCAUCAAGCAAUCGGCCUCAGGAACCAAGCGCCGGGUCUUCAUCGUGGAGACCAUGGGAGGUUACUGCGGCUACCUGGCCUCUGCCACUGCCCUGGCUGUUGGGGCCGAUGCUGCCUACAUCUAUGAAGACCCGAUCAACAUCCACGAUUUGACGGCCAAUGUGGAGCACCUGACAGGGAAGAUGAAGACGACGGUGCAGCGAGGCCUGGUGCUGAGAAAUGAGAAAUGCCACCAAUACUACACCACGGAAUUCUUGUACAACCUGUACUCUGCUGAGGGGAAGGGCGUGUUCGACUGUCGUACCAACGUGCUGGGCCACAUGCAGCAGGGAGGUGCACCUACCCCAUUUGACAGGAACUUUGGGACAAAGCUGGGCGUGAAGGCUGUGCAGUGGCUUACGGAGAAGCUCCAGGAGUCCUACAGGAAAGGGAGAGUCUUCGCCAACUCUCCUGAGACAGCCUGUGUUCUGGGAAUGAACAGGAAGGCCCUGGUUUUCCGACCUGUCACGGAACUGAAGGGAGAAACCGACUUUGAGCACCGGAUGCCCAAGGAGCAGUGGUGGCUGAGGCUCCGGCCUCUGCUGAAGAUGUUGGCCAAGUACCAGACUCUCUUCGACAACUACAUCACAGGGAAGGUAGAGCACGUCAACCGGAGGAGCCUCAGCGUGGAGUCCGGCUUCUGAGAGGGGCGGCUCACUAGCACUGUGCGUCUCCCACCACUGCAUUUCACUCCCCUUACUGUGUCCCACCGUGAAUUAGUGUACAACAGCUUGCCCUGGUGUAGCACCUACAACCUAGAACAUCCCCAGGUGCUUCAGACACACUCUUAGACUAAAGGAGUUUUACACCCCAGAUGGCAGCAGCCGUGGCCCUAAAAGGGCCAUGUUCCUUCCACUCUUGGAGGGAGAUGUCUCUGUGACCGCCAUGUCUCUACCGUCCCUUCUGACACAAAUGAACUGACCUCCACAUCCUCUACCUUCUGUUCACAAAACACCAGGACAUCACUACGUCACUCUCUCUCUCUCUCUCUCCCCCCCCCCCCCCCCCCCCCGCCUUCUCUCUCUCUCUCAGCCUUCUCUCUCUCCACGGUAGUCCUGAAACUACAGGAGCUCGACACAAAGCAGUGUUCUCAGUGUUUUUAGUUGACCCAUCUCGGGUGUAAACAGUUCAGCAAUCCUUCCACUCAGUGCGGUAACUGGAGGCUGUCUGGAAGGCACAAAGGUAGGAUGUGGGGAUGUUGAGAGCAGUAUUCUUUCAGUGUUUCUAGACAAACACACCUGACUGAGAAUGAAGCAGGAGAGGUGCCGAAGGCUCAUUUAGGUCAACUCAAAAACAGAGCACCCUAGCCAACCUCUCCAGUGGCACAUCGGAAGUGCAAGGAUGGCACUGAGAUAACUACCUCCCCACAUCAAACUACAGCAAGGCAUCUCCUGAAAGUAAGCCCCAAACUAUAAAUUGUGUGUCUGUGCAUUCUGUAACCCCAGUGCUGGUCAUGUAAUCCUCGUCAAGGCUGUGGCUACAUUGUAACUGUUAUGGACAUUCCUACAUUAGCACCCGUUUUGAGUACACUGUUUAUAAUGUCCACAUCCUCCAAAAAUGUGCUGUAGAAAUUAACUGAUCUGUUAUUUAACAUCCCUGUUUGAUUGCAAUGAAGGCCUAGGAAGUGAAAAAUUCUGUGAUUCCCUUUUCCAGAAAUGUAUUGAUCCUGAAAUUAAUUGUUGUUGAUUAUACAAAGUUCUAUUAAUAACCAGUUUUUAAAAUUCUAAGUACAAACCCUAAUCUUAUAGCAGCUUUAUCUUCAGAAAGUGCUGGCAGUUUGUCAGAGAACACAGCCAUGGAUUAUUAUUGUCCCUCAAUAAUAUGUAAUACAUUUUUUCCAGUGUUUCCAAAUGAGUAAAUAUUUGUCCAAAUAUUAAGGUGGCAUUUCCCUUUAAGUAUUACCAUAGCAUGCACUGGUCAUAUGGCCACUCCAGCCAAUGCCAUGUGAACAGGUCCCUUGUGUUGUCACAAGAGGAACACUGUUAGCAGAUGUCUGAUCAUGGUGAGGUAGCAGGAUGGGUUAUUAUUCUGUCCAUCCAACCCUGGUGGAAGGAGUGAGAGUCUCCCUUGCCAGCUGGUAAAGUCAGUCCUGCUGCUGCUGCUGCAUACAAGGUACAACAUGGGAUAUCUGGUCUACAAAUCAGUAGGCUGCUGCAGAUGGAGCCUUUCAUUAGAGACUGGGCACCAGACCACAGCGAAAGCAGUUUUACUUCAUAGUUAGCUGUAAAGCACCUGACCCAGAAAGGUCACUACUCACAAAUGGUAUAGAAAAGAUCUCUGUGCCAAUGUAAUAUCUUGAAAUCUCCAACAAUAGUUCAAUGAAGUACAUCAACUGUUGGAUACCACCACUUUUAACAUUGAGUAAGCUAUCACUGGCCAGUGUGUCUAACCUGUGCAACGGCUGUCUGUGGGCUGUGUGUAUAUAAAAUUGUCUAUAUCAUGUACUGACAGUGAAAUUUGAGCUGGAUAGAUUAUGUCUUGUGAUUAAAUUUGUAUUGCACAAUG